AUGCAAAACAAUGCUCCCAUGUCGCCUGCUAGUGCAAAAACAAUUGAUUUGGAGUCUUCAUCGACAACGCUGGCUGAUGAUCGAGAUGAUAAAGAAGGGGGCCAGGAUACGCUGGUUCACUUGUCUGACUCUGAGGAAACGGCAGCGCAGAACCUCCAAGCAAGUGCCCAAGCGAGUUUCAAAGGCGACGACUCCAGGGAUAUAGGUAUAGUGGAAGGCAGUCUUGAACAAAUGUCACUUGACGAGGAUGAGUGGCCAAAAGAGGACUUGGAUGAGCCUUUAGACCCCCGCCAGGCUAUAGCGGAAGAUCCUGCGGUUGAACUCGUUGCGUCAAAGACAGCUAAAGGGAAAGCAAGAGUUGAACGCCCUAACAGGGGAAGUGUGCCUGCUGAUACGCCGGCCAUCAUCAUCCUCGAUUCCAUGGGGUAUGGCUUAAGUUCCCGGCCUGCAACAAUUAAAAAUCUUAAAGACUACUUGGCUGCGGAGGCCCUUAGUAAGAGAAAUCUAGAGAUUACAAGAGGCGAUAUCAAUGCUACUUAUGCAAAGGCUCCCAACCAGAAUAACUACUACGAUUGUGGGCCGUAUCUCCUUCAUUAUGUUGAGAGGUUCUUUGAGCAGCCCAAGGAAUUUGUCACCGCAUUUUUGGCUAGGGAGGAUGUGAAGCUAGAUAAAGAGCUUUGGCGAAAGGAUGAAAUUAAGGGGAUGCGAUCCAAGAUUUUCGAUGUGAUCGUGGGUUUGCGAGAACAAUUCGAAGAAUUUGAGCUUGCCAAAGCGACAGGAGAGGUAAAGGGAAAUGGCAUGAAGAGGGAUGACAACGAGGUGGAAGCUAUGACUAGGGCUAAAUUUAAGGAGACUGAGGUCUCUGUUCGUGAGGAAGAGGACACAGCUGUGGAAAUACAGGAUGGGGACUGCAUUAUGGAAGGAGGAGCUAUCCCAGACGGUCCGACGAACAUAUCAAAUUUGUCAUCACCAAGGUCAGUUAUGAACGCCUCGAGAUCCCCUGUUUCAAGGUCCCAGAAGAAGAGGGACGAGGGCUCUUCAAGGGCAGGAGAAGCUUUAGGUAUUCGGAGCAAGCCCGGAGUCAGCGGAGUGGCCUGA
This is a messenger RNA of Tuber melanosporum (Perigord truffle), 1098 nucleotides long. RefSeq lists its product as uncharacterized. Gene Ontology annotation, biological process: protein desumoylation. Gene Ontology annotation, molecular function: SUMO-specific endopeptidase activity. Bases 1 to 1098 code for a protein of 365 amino acids. The record is from RefSeq and is a predicted model, not a curated record. Gene Ontology annotation, cellular component: cytoplasm; nucleus. Lineage: Eukaryota; Fungi; Ascomycota; Pezizomycetes; Pezizales; Tuberaceae. The transcript has 3 exons.